Dermatophagoides farinae (American house dust mite) is the source of this 2640-nucleotide messenger RNA. RefSeq names its product inositol hexakisphosphate kinase 1. NCBI's taxonomy places the organism in Eukaryota, Metazoa, Arthropoda, Arachnida, Sarcoptiformes, Pyroglyphidae. Gene Ontology annotation, molecular function: inositol hexakisphosphate kinase activity. Gene Ontology annotation, cellular component: cytoplasm; nucleus. The record is from RefSeq and is a predicted model, not a curated record. Gene Ontology annotation, biological process: phosphatidylinositol phosphate biosynthetic process; inositol phosphate biosynthetic process.
UCAUCAUCAAAUGUUGAAUGAUCAAAAUAUUGAUGAAAAAAAAUCAAUGAUGAUGAUCAAAACACACAAAUGAGCCUCUGAAUAUAUUGGAGUUUCAUAUUGUUGUUGAAAUAGAAUAAAUAUAUAUUCAGAUAGUUGCUAUAGCGCCACACCACUUUACAUCACAGAAAUAUAUUCGGUCUAUAUAUUCAACUCAGAGAAUAAAAUAUUCGGAGAAAGAGAGAAAUACCAAAGAAUUGCAAUCGCCUUAAACCAAAUUUUUUUCACCACAAAUACCUCAUCCAGAAAAAAUAACCAAAAGAGAAGCAUAAAUUCCAUGCCUUUUUUUUCUUCCAAUCCUGUAAUAAAUCAAGUGAUUUCGAAAAUCAAAGAAAAAAAUUCUCAAUCAGGAUCAAUUUAGAUUUCUACUUUUCUAAUCUCGAUUUGUUUUCUCAAUUCGUUCACAUUCACACACACACACACACACACAAUCAACCUGAUGAUAAUCAAUAAAUCAAGUUAUUCAUUUCAACUCCAUCAUUCACCACUAAAUUUGUAAUCUUGUUUUGUUGUGGUGGUUUUCAACAUUUUACGUAUCGAAUUUGAUACGAAAGAAGACGAAAAAGAAGAAGAAACAUCAAACCAUAUCACAUUGAAAAUAAAGUUGUUCAGUUAGUUUUUUUCUCCUAAUUUUCUCUCAAUCGGACAAACAUAAUUUUUCUCGGCCACAACAUUAACCAUACAUUUUAUUUUCAUGAAAAAGAAAAAAUGAAGACCAGUGAAAAUAACAAUGAACAACAACAAUGCUAUACGAAUGAAGAACCUAAAGUAUCAUCAUCAUCAUCAUCAGCCAAUAAUAAUGAUUCAACCAUUGAAUUGGAACCAUUCAUUCAUCAAGUUGGUGGCCGUAGUACGAUACUUGUAUUGGGCAAAUAUAUUUGCAAACCAAUCAAUGAUCGUGAAUUAUUAUUCUAUGAAAGCAUUGAUCAUUAUGCAUCAACAUUAAAACCAUUUUUACCACAAUAUCAUGGAACAAUAUCUGUAAAUUUUGAAGAAAGUAAUGAUGGCUAUAUGAUCAUCACAACGAAUGCUCGUUUACUUGAAGUUUCACUAUCAUCAUCAUCGUCGUCAUCUGAAUCAUUAAUAAAUAACAGUAAAAAAAAGAAUAAUGAAACACUUUCAUCAGAUUCUCCUUAUCAAAAAUUUGUGACCAAAUAUCGUAUUAAAUUGGUACGACCAAUCAAAGAGAUAAUAAUCGAAAGUCAUGAACAAGAUGUAGAAUACAAUCGUCAACAGCAACAACAACAUGUUCUUUUAAAUCUAGAAUCGGCCAAUAAUCAACUGAAUUAUAUUCUUAGGAAUAAAGAAAAUACAAAAGCUGUCGAUUCGAAUUUGAAUCAUCAAAAUCACAGUUCAUCAUCAUCCGGUACAGCAACAGCCGUAACAACAACAAAUCUAAAUCGUUCCCGUUCAACAUCGAUUUCUAUACCAAAUUUUGAAGAUGGUAAUUUUAAUGAUUCUAAUGAUCUAUCAACAUUAUUUGAUAAUCAAUUCUUCAUCAAUGAAGUGGGUCAAAAUGGUUAUAGAGACAGCAGCAGCAGCAGCAGUAACAACAGUAGCGGCAAUAAUUGUAGCAAUAAACGUAAUAAAAUUCAAUCACCCGAUAGCUAUAAACAUUCGAUAGGUGGCCAUUCCCAACAACAGCAACAACAACGACCGACAAUGGCCAAUAUAUCUAGCCCUCGGUUGAUUAGUUAUAAUAGUCUAUCCACAACCAAACAUAAUCCAUGGGUGUUGAAAACAUUUUCCAUAUUAAGCGAAUUCAAUGAAUCAAUGAAAGAACAAAAAUUCAUUCUAUUAGAAAAUCUUACAUCGGAUUUUGAAUAUCCAUGUAUAAUGGACCUGAAAAUGGGUACACGUCUCCACGAUGAUCAUGCAACACAGACAAAAAAACAAAGUCAUGAAUCGAAAGUUAAUGAAACCACUUCUGGUGCGCUCGGUUUACGUGUUACCGGAAUUCAAAUCUAUGAUAAAGAAAUGGAUAAAUUUAUCUGUUAUAAUAAGUAUUAUGGUCGCAAAUUAACGCCAGAAACAUUUCGUUCAACAUUGAAAAUGUUUGUUUCGAAUGAAAAUUUUUAUAAUCAUCAUAAAUUAUUGGAUAAAAUGAUUGAACGAUUACAACGGCUUCGUACAAUUAUCGUUGGAUUGGAUAGUUUCCGUUUCUAUACAAGUUCAUUAUUAUUAAUUUAUGAAGGAAACACUUGUCAUUGUAUUGAUAAUGAUGAUUGUGAAUGUUGUAAUCAAGAUCAAGAUCAAGAUAAACCAAUGUUUGAUGUUCGUGUAAUUGAUUUUGCACAUUCAACACAUGCCAAUCUUCAUCAUCAUAAUUAUAAUAAUGAUCAUUCAUCAUUGUCACCAUCAUUAUCAUCACCAAACAAAUCAUCAUCAGAUAUUCAACAUCGUGGCUAUGAUGAAGGAUUUGUUUAUGGAUUAGAUAAUCUCAUUAAAAUUCUUUCAUUAUUCCGUAAAGAAUAUAAUGAACAAAAUUUAAAAUGAAAAAAAAAUUAUAUUUGUAACAAAUUCUAUUAGAUAUUUUCAUCAUUGAAAUUAAUGCUUAUAACGUAAACAUUGUUGAGAUUAAAUUAACACGAACCAUCGUCA